Columba livia (rock pigeon) is the source of this 16635-nucleotide messenger RNA. It is a transcript of the gene DNAH9, whose product is annotated as dynein axonemal heavy chain 9. Gene Ontology annotation, cellular component: axonemal dynein complex. The coding region runs from base 20 to 12874 and encodes 4284 amino acids. Gene Ontology annotation, molecular function: ATP binding; minus-end-directed microtubule motor activity; dynein intermediate chain binding. The record is from RefSeq and is a predicted model, not a curated record. The transcript is spliced from 68 exons. Gene Ontology annotation, biological process: microtubule-based movement. NCBI's taxonomy places the organism in Eukaryota, Metazoa, Chordata, Aves, Columbiformes, Columbidae.
ACCCGCCGGUGCCGGCCGGAUGGAGCAGGCGGCGGAGCCGGUGCCCGGGGCCGGGCGGCUGUGCCGGUGCGCGGCGCGGGGGCUGGGGGUGCCGGCGGAGCGCUGGGAGCGCUGGGCGGGCGGGGAGGCGGCGGGGCCGCUGCUGCGGAGGUUCCUGGCGGGGGCGGCGGGGUCCGCGCUGCUGCUCUGGCGGGGCCCGGCCGGGGAGCUGGAGCUGGGGCCGCCCCCGCCGCCCCCCGCUGGCCGCCGCAAGGGGCUGUUCUUCCUGCGGGCCCCCGGCGCCGGCCCCGGGGAGCUGCUCUGCGGGGACCUGCCCGCCGAUGCCCUGCGGCACUUUGCCGCCCUCGUGGAGGAGGUGAUUGUGCCCAUCCUGACGAACAAGAAGAACCAUCAGGGCUGGCCACAAGUGGUGUCACAAGACAUCGUGCGUCAUGUCCACAACCUCAAAAGUACCGUUUUCACAGUUGUUGGCCAAGUAGACGGCAAGACCUUGCUGCCUCUCCCAGCUGGCUCAGAGGGAAUCGAGGACAUUGAUCUGGAAAAUGAGAAAUCCAUGGAACGGAUAGAUAGAUCUCUGGUGUAUGCCAUGGAGUCGGCCAUCAUAGACUGGAGCCACCAGAUCCAGGAGGCACUGAAGAAAGAGUCUUCAGAGCCUCUCCUGCAAGGCAGCAAUCCGAACCCGAAGGUGGAACUGGAGUUCUGGAAGAACAGGUGUGAUGACCUGGAGUGCAUUUACAACCAGCUGACAACGAGGAAGGUCAGGAACAUGAUGGAGCUGCUGGAGAGAGUUGAGAGCAGCUACAUCCCAGCCUUCAAAACCAUGCUGAUGGAUGUAGAGGCAGCUUUGACCGAAGCUCAGGACGUUCGCCUGCACCUGAUGCCCCUCAAGUGCCGCUUGGAAGACAUAGAGAGGGUUGAGUUCAGUGAGGUGAAGCCUUUCCUGCUCCCGCUGCUCCACGUGGUGUGUUUGAUCUGGGUCACCUCCAAGCACUACAACAUGCCCGUGCGGAUAGUGGUGCUGCUCCAGGAGAUCUGCAACCUUCUCAUUGAGCAGGCCCUGGUGUACCUGUCUCCAGAAGACCUUCUGAAAGGGGACAUGGAGGAGAGCCUGGGCAAGGUGCGAAUGGUGCUCGGUAUCCUGAACACGUUCAAAGAGGCGUUUGAGGAGAGAAGGGAAAAGCUGCACACGUAUUAUGAACCAGGCCAAGAAGUGAGGGAGUGGGACUUCAGCUCCACGAUGGUGUUUGUGAGGCUGGACACCUUCCUGAAGAGACUGGAGAUGGUGGAGGAUCUCCUGGCAACUGCCUUGGACCUGAUGAAGCUGGAGAAAAUUGAAUUCAGUGGGAUUAAAGGGAAGACCCUGGGCCAGCAGGUCCUGGACAUGUAUGAGGAAUUCCAGGAGGCGUACAAGCUGUUUUCAGAGCGAACCUACGACUGUCUUGACCUGACCAACAUGGACUUUGAGCAGGACGCCUUUGGUUUCCAGCAGAAAGUAGAAGACAUCGACCGUCGGCUGGGCACUGUUUUCAUCCAGGCUUUUGAUGAUGCCUCAGACUUGGAGCAUGCCUUCAAGCUGCUGGACAUGUUCGGGAGCCUUUUGGAGCGACCGGUAAUCGCUGCAGAUGCUGCUGACAAAUACUCCGUCCUCAUCAGCAUGUUCAGCAGGGCCCUGGACCACGCCAGGCUGAUCUACUCCCGGCACAUCCAGACAGAGCUGAAGCUUGGAUCCCCCCCCGUGCACAAGAACAUGCCGCCGGUGGCUGGAGCGCUGUGCUGGGCGCGGGAGCUGCGAGCGCGAAUCCAGGUGCCGUUUGAUCACUUCAGGCGCAUCCCACAUCUCUGCUUGGACUCUGCUCAAGGAAGAAGGGUGAUAGAGAAGUAUGAAGAAAUGAUCCAGCUGCUUGACAGGUAUCAGGAGAAGCUCUAUGCAGACUGGUCUCAAACAGUCUCUGAAAAAUCACAGUACAACCUUACUCAACCGCUUAUCCGGCGAGAUCCAGAAACCAAACUGAUCACAGUUAAUUUUGAUCCCCAGCUGGUUUUGGUGCUGAGGGAGGUGAGCUACCUGUCUGGCAGCCGGCUGGGAGCCAUCCCACCCACUGCAGCAGAAAUCUAUUCCUCCAAGGAGUCAUACCGGCAGUUGGCGGCCAACUUGGAGCUGAUGGUGAAUAGAUACAACAAGGUCCUGAAGACAGUCCUGGAGGUUGAAUACCCUCUCAUACAGGAGCAGCUGUGGGAUAUUAACUUAAAGCUGAAGAAGGCAGAAGAAACACUGAACUGGAAGAUGGAGGGUGUCUGGGAUCACAUCUCCAUGGUGAUGGAUGAUGUCCAUGACCUCGAGCAGAGGAUACAGAAAGCCAAAAACAAUGUUGAGGAGAUACAGACCAUUGUAGGAUCGUGGGCGUCGCCCAUAUUUGUGAGGAGAGAUUAUAAAACGGAAUCGCUGCUGAGCCUGGAGGACUGUCAGGACCGCCUGGAACGGCGUUACAGCCUUGUCCGAGAGUCAGGGCAGAGGAUUCAUCUGCUGGUGAAGGAAAACCGGAGCCUCUUACUUGCAGACCCAGCAUCUGACAUCUGGAAGGCCUAUGUGGAUUACGUGGAUGAGAUAGUUCUGGAUGGAUUCUUCACUGCCAUUGAGUGCUCGCUCAAGUACCUCCUGGAAAACACAGAUCCCAAGGCAGGGCUUGCUCCCCUAUUUGAGGUGCAGCUGGAUUUGGUGAUUCCAGAUUUGAUAUUUCAACCCUCCUUGGACCCUGGCACAAACGAUGGCUUCUACGACAUGGUGGAAGGUCUUCUCAACGACAUCUACCGGAUCUCAUCGCUGGUGCCCAGGCUGGCUGAGCACAGCGGCUUCCUCCACUACCAGGCUGACAUGGAGGACAUGGCUGACCUGGCUGACAUGCGCCGUGAGCUGAUGGGGCGUGUGCAGGCCGUGAUGACGGCCUGCUGCGAUUACCGCAGUGCCUUCGACCACUACUCCUACCUGUAUGGGGAGGACAGAAAGGAGUUCUUCCGCCAGUUCCUCCUCUACGGGCACAUCCUCACUGCAGCAGAAAUCGAGGCCCAUGCAGAGAACGGGGUCCCUGAGUCGCCUCCCACACUGCAGCAGUUCCGAGAGCAGAUCGACUCCUAUGAGAAGAUCUAUGAGGAGGUGAAUCGCAUCGAGCCCAUCAGCAUUUUCCAGAGUUGGAUGAAAGUUGAUGCUCGGCCUUUCAAAGCGUCCCUGCUGAAUGUGAUUAAGCGGUGGAGCUUGGUAUUCAAGCAGCAUCUCAUGGACCACGUCAUGCACAGCUUGUCUGACCUGGACGAGUUCAUAAAAACUUCUGACAAAGGUUUGAGCAAAAAGGUUGAAAAAGGUGAUUAUGAUGGUUUGGUGGAGAUCAUGGGGCACCUCCUGGCUGUUAAGGAAAGGCACAGUGUCACCGAUGCCAUGUUCGAGCCCCUGAAGCAAACCGUUGAACUGCUGAAGACGUAUGAGCAAGAGCUGCCGGAGGAAGUCUACAAGCAACUGGAGGAGCUGCCAGAAAAAUGGAACAAUAUAAAGAAGCUGGCGAUAGCUGUGAAACAGCAUGUGGCUCCUCUGCAGGCGAACGAAAUGACAAUUCUGCGCAAGAGCUGUGCGGCGUUUGAUGUUGGGCAGCACAGAUUCAGAGAGCGAUUUCGGAAAGAAGCACCAUUCAGGUUUGACACCAAAAAGCCUUAUCAACUGCUGGAUACAAAGCACAUUGAGAUUAAACAAAUGGAGUCAGCCAUGACCUCGAUUUAUGAAUCAGCUGGUCUGUUUGAAGUCAUGGUACCAGAUUAUAAACAACUGAAGCAGUGCCGAAAGGAGCUGUGUCUUCUCAAAGAGCUCUGGGAUAUGAUCUCCCUUGUGGGCACUUGCCUUGAUGACUGGCAGACCACCAAAUGGGUGGAUAUUAACGUGGAAAACAUGGAUCUGGAGUGUAAAAAGUUUGCAAGAGAGAUUCGGAAUUUAGAUAAGGAGGUGAGGGCGUGGGAUACUUUCAGUGGGCUGGACAGCAAGGUGAAGAACAUGCUGACGGCCCUGAAAGCUGUGGCAGAACUUCAAAAUCCCGCCAUUAGAGAAAGGCACUGGAAUCAGCUGAUGCAGGUGACGGGUGUGAGGUUUGUGAUGGACUCGGACACCACGCUGGCUGACCUCCUGAAGCUCAACCUCCAUAACUUUGAGGAUGAGGUUCGUGGCAUUGUGGACAAAGCAGUACGAGAAAUGAGUAUGGAGAAAGUCCUGAAGGAGCUGAAAAUGACUUGGAGCACCAUGGAGUUUCAGUAUGAGCCUCACCCCCAGACAAACAUCCCGUUGCUGAAGUCAGACGAGGAACUCAUAGAAACUUUAGAAGACAACCAGGUGCAGCUGCAGAAUUUAAUGACAUCCAAAUAUAUUGCUUUCUUCUUGGAGGAAGUGUCCAUAUGGCAGAGGAAGCUGUCCACCACGGAUUCCGUCAUUUCUCUCUGGUUUGAAGUGCAGCAUACCUGGUCUCACUUGGAGAGCAUAUUCAUAGGCUCAGAAGAUAUACGGGCACAGCUUCCUGAGGACUCCAAACGCUUCGAAGGGAUUGAUGUGGACUUUAAAGAACUGGCCUAUGAAGCUCAGAAAACCCCAAAUGUAGUUGAGGCCACCAAUAAGCCAGGUCUGUCCCAACAACUGGAGGACAUUCAGAGUAGGCUGUCCCUGUGUGAGAAGGCUUUGGCUGAAUAUUUGGACAUGAAAAGGUUGGCCUUUCCCAGAUUUUACUUUGUUUCUUCAGCAGAUUUAUUGGAUAUUCUUUCCAAUGGCACCAACCCGCAGCUGGUGCAACGUCAUCUUUCCAAACUCUUUGACAGCUUGGCCAGGAUGAAAUUCCAACUGGACUCUGAGCAAAAGCCAACCAAGGUUGGCCUGGGAAUGUACAGUAGAGAGGAGGAAUACGUCAGCUUCAGCGAGCCCUGUGACUGCAGUGGGCAGGUUGAAGUCUGGCUCAGUCAUGUACUAGACAGCAUGAGGGCUACUGUGAGAGAUGAGAUGACAGAAGCCGUAAUGGCUUAUGAUGAAAAACCAAGGGAACAAUGGCUCUUUGACUAUCCUGCCCAGGUGGCUCUUUGCUGCACCCAGAUCUGGUGGACAACCGAGGUUGGGAUUGCCUUUGCCAGGGUGGAGGAAGGCUACGAGAAUGCGAUGAAGGAAUAUCACAAGAAGCAAGUGACCCAGCUGAACACCCUCGUUACCAUGCUGAUCGGGCAGCUCUCCAAGGGCGACAGACAGAAAAUCAUGACCAUUUGCACCAUUGAUGUGCACGCUCGGGACGUGGUGGCAAAGAUGAUAACACAGAAGGUGGACAAUGCCCAGGCCUUCAUUUGGCUGUCACAGCUCCGGCACAGAUGGUCAGAUGAGGAACGGCACUGCUUUGCCAACAUCUGUGACGCCCAGUUCCUGUACUCCUACGAAUACCUUGGCAAUACCCCUCGGCUUGUGAUCACUCCGCUGACCGACAGAUGUUACAUCACCCUGACCCAGUCACUGCACCUGACCAUGAGCGGAGCACCUGCAGGCCCUGCGGGCACUGGCAAGACGGAGACUACGAAAGACUUGGGGCGAGCCCUGGGCAUCAUGGUGUAUGUGUUUAACUGCUCCGAGCAGAUGGACUACAAGUCUUGUGGGAAUAUUUACAAAGGCCUUUCCCAGACAGGAGCCUGGGGCUGUUUUGAUGAAUUUAACAGGAUCUCAGUUGAGGUCCUUUCUGUGGUUGCUGUACAGGUGAAGAGUGUGCAGGAUGCAAUACGGGAGAAGAAGAAAUCCUUCAAUUUUCUUGGAGAAGACAUCAACUUAGUACCAUCAGUAGGCAUUUUCAUCACCAUGAACCCUGGUUACGCAGGGCGAACAGAGCUACCUGAGAAUUUAAAAGCUCUCUUCAGGCCAUGUGCGAUGGUUGUGCCAGACUUUGAGCUGAUCUGUGAAAUUAUGUUGGUGGCUGAGGGAUUCAUCGAGGCCCGGGCGUUAGCCAGGAAGUUCAUUACUCUGUACCAACUCUGCAAAGAGCUCCUGUCCAAGCAGGAUCACUAUGACUGGGGCUUGCGUGCCAUCAAGUCAGUGCUAGUUGUUGCUGGCUCCCUCAAGCGAGAUGACCCAGAGCGACCUGAAGAUCAGGUUCUGAUGCGCUCUCUUCGUGACUUCAACAUCCCCAAGAUUGUGACGGAUGAUGUGCCGGUGUUUAUGGGGCUGAUUGGGGAUCUUUUCCCUGCACUGGAUGUGCCUCGGAAGCGUGACCUGAAUUUUGAGUCGUUUGUGAGGCAGGCUGUGCUGGACCUCCGCCUGCAGGCUGAAGACAACUUUGUGCUCAAAGUGGUGCAGCUGGAGGAGCUGCUGACGGUCCGGCACUCUGUCUUCGUGGUGGGUAACGCAGGCACAGGCAAGUCUCAGGUGAUGAGAUCCCUGAACAAGACUUACCAGAUAAUGAAGCGACGUCCUGUCUGGACAGACCUCAACCCCAAGGCAGUCACCAACGAUGAGCUCUUUGGCAUCAUUAACCCAGCAACAAGAGAAUGGAAAGAUGGCCUGUUUUCAUCAAUCAUGCGAGAGCUGGCCAACAUCACGCAUGACGGUCCCAAGUGGAUGGUACUAGAUGGAGAUAUUGAUCCAAUGUGGAUUGAGUCUCUUAAUACUGUGAUGGAUGAUAAUAAGGUGCUGACCCUGGCAAGCAAUGAGAGAAUCCCUCUGAACCCAACGAUGCGGUUGGUGUUUGAGAUCAGCCACCUGCGCACAGCCACCCCAGCGACCGUGUCCCGAGCGGGGAUCCUGUACAUCAACCCAUCGGAUCUGGGCUGGAAUCCCCCAGUGAGCAGCUGGAUCGACAGGCGAGAGAUCCAGUCCGAAAGAGCCAACCUGACCAUUUUGUUUGACAAGUACCUGCCCAUUUGUCUGGACACCCUCAGAACAAGAUUUAAGAAGAUUAUUCCCAUUCCUGAACAGAGUAUGGUUCAGAUGUUGUGCUACCUCCUUGAAUGUCUCCUGGCAGAGGAGAACACACCUCCCGACUGUCCCAAGGAGCUUUAUGAACUUUACUUUGUCUUUGCUGCUGUCUGGGCCUUUGGUGGGUCAAUGUUUCGAGAUCAGCUUGUGGACUACAGAGUGGAGUUCAGCAAGUGGUGGGUGGCAGAAUUCAAGACUAUCAAGUUUCCCUCUCAGGGCACAGUCUUUGACUUUUACAUUGAUCCAGAAACGAAGAAGUUUGAGCCUUGGUCUAAACUUAUUCCUCAGUUUGAAUUUGAUCCAGAAAUGCCCUUACAGGCUUGCCUGGUGCCCACCACCGAGACGGUCCGUGUGCGGUACUUCAUGGACAGGCUCCUGGAGUGCCGGCGCCCCGUGAUGCUGGUGGGCAACGCCGGCACGGGGAAGUCUGUGCUGGUGGGGGACAAGCUCUCCUCGCUGGAUACAGACGCCUAUGUGGUGAAGAAGGUCCCGUUUAACUACUACACCACCUCUGCCAUGCUGCAAGGUAUGCUUGAGAAGCCUCUGGAGAAAAAGGCUGGUAGGAAUUAUGGCCCUCCGGGUACCAAGAAGCUCGUGUACUUCAUUGAUGAUCUCAACAUGCCCGAGGUGGACGCUUACGGGACAGUGCAGCCCCAUACGUUGAUCCGGCAGCACCUGGACUACGGCCACUGGUACGACCGGACCAAGCUGUCGCUGAAGGAGAUCACGAACGUGCAGUACGUGUCGUGCAUGAACCCGACGGCGGGGAGCUUCACCAUCAACCCCCGGCUGCAGCGUCACUUCUGUGUCUUCGCUCUGUCCAUCCCUGGGCAGGAUGCCUUGUCCAGGAUCUAUAGCACCAUUUUAACACAGCACCUGACAAGUGGGAAUUUCUCGGGGGCUGUGCAAAAAUCAGCUCAGCAGCUGAUUGCCCUUGCCCUGGGACUACACCAGAAAGUAGCCGCUACGUUCCUUCCAACAGCCAUCAAGUUCCACUACAUUUUCAACCUGAGAGACUUCUCCAAUAUCUUCCAAGGCCUUCUGUUCUCUACCCCGGAAUGUCUGCAGCACCCCCAAGACCUGGUGAAACUCUACCUGCACGAGUCAAACCGAGUCUACCGGGAUAAGAUGGUUGAAGAAAAGGAUUAUGGUACCUUUGAUAAAAUCCAGCUGGAGACGGUGAAGAAAUUAUAUGAUGACAUUGAGGAAACUUUAGAGCAGACCAAGCGAAUGAAUGUUUAUUGCCAUUUCGCUAAAGGCGUUGGCGAACCCAGCUACAGGCCAGUUCCGACCUGGGAGGAGCUGAACAAGAUCCUCGUGGAAGCCUUGGACAGCUACAACGAAGUCAACGCUGCCAUGAGCCUGGUGCUGUUUGAGGACGCCAUGUGCCACGUUUGCCGCAUCAACCGGAUCCUGGAGUCCCCCCGAGGGAACGCUCUCCUUGUCGGCGUGGGUGGAAGCGGGAAGCAGAGCCUGACCAGGCUGGCGGCCUUCAUCAGCUCCCUGGAGCUUUUCCAGAUCACACUGAGGAAAGGGUACGGGAUCCCUGACCUCAAGGCAGACCUGGCAAACCUGUACCUGAAAGCCGGUGUGAAGAACACAGGCACCGUGUUCCUGAUGACCGACGCGCAAGUGGCGGACGAGCAGUUCUUGGUGCUGGUGAAUGACUUCUUAGCAUCAGGUGAAAUCCCCGAUCUCUUCCCCGAUGACGAAGUAGAAAACAUAAUCAACAGCGUGAGGAAUGAAGUCAAAGGCCGGGGGCUGGUGGACUCCAGGGAGACUUGCUGGAAGUUUUUUAUAGAGCGUGUUCGACGACAGCUGAAGGUCGUGCUGUGUUUUUCGCCCGUGGGCAGCAAGCUGCGUGUCCGCAGCAGGAGGUUCCCUGCCAUUGUCAGCUGCACGGCCAUAGACUGGUUCCAGGAGUGGCCGCAGGAGGCACUCGAGUCCGUCAGCCUCCGCUUUCUGCAAGAAAUAGAGACCGUGGAGGAUUCAGUGAAAGAUUCAAUAAGCAAAUUCAUGGCCUAUGUCCACACAAGUGUCAACGAGAUCUCCCGAUUGUAUCUGAGCAAUGAGCGACGAUAUAACUACACCACUCCAAAGUCCUUCCUGGAGCAAAUCAAACUCUAUCAGAAUUUGCUACUGAAGAAGGGCAAGGAUUUAAAAGCAAGAAUGGAGCGGCUGGAGAAUGGCCUGGAGAAGCUCAAGAGCACAUCUGCACAGGUGGAUGAGCUGAAGGCCAGGCUGGCAGCCCAAGAACUGGAGCUGAAGCAGAAGAAUGAGGAUGCUGACAAGCUGAUCCAGGUGGUGGGAGUGGAGACGGAGAAAGUGAGCAGGGAAAAGGCAAUUGCUGAUGAGGAGGAGCAGAAAGUGGCACUUAUCACCCAGGAGGUCGAGCAGAAACAGAAGGACUGCGAGGAGGACCUGGCCAAAGCUGAGCCUGCCCUGGAGGCUGCCCAGGCUGCUCUGAACACCCUUAACAAGAAUAAUCUGACGGAGCUGAGGUCCUUUGGGUCACCGCCUUCAGCUGUCAGCAAUGUCACCGCAGCCGUGAUGGUGCUGAUGGCCCCGGGAGGAAAGAUUCCCAAGGACAGGAGCUGGAAAGCAGCCAAAGCUGCCAUGGCCAGGGUGGAUGGCUUCCUGGACUCCUUGAUCAAGUUUGACAAGGAGAACAUCCAUGAGAACUGCCUCAAAGCCCUUCAGCCAUAUUUACAGGAUCCCAAGUUUAAACCUGAAUUCGUGACCACCAAGUCCUCGGCGGCGGCCGGGCUCUGCUCCUGGGUGGUGAACAUAGUGCGGUUCCACGCCGUGUUCUGCGAGGUGCAGCCCAAGCGGCAGGCUCUGAGCAGGGCCAACACCGAGCUGGCGGCUGCCCAGGACAAGCUGGCCAGCAUCAAGGCCAAGAUUGCUCGCCUCAACGAGAACCUGAGGAAGCUCACAGCCAAGUUUGAGAAGGCCACUUCCGACAAACUCAAGUGUCAGCAAGAAGCCGAAGCGACAGCGUGUACCAUCGCUCUUGCGAAUCGACUGGUUGGAGGACUCGCCUCUGAGAAUGUGAGAUGGGCUGAAGCUGUGAAGAACUUCAAACAGCAACAGAGCACCUUGUGUGGAGACAUCUUGCUGAUUACAGCCUUCAUCUCCUACCUGGGAUACUUCACCAAGAAGUACCGUCAAGACCUCCUGGAUGGAAUCUGGAAACCAUAUUUGCAUCAGCUAAAAGUGCCAAUCCCUGUAACUCCGUCCCUCGAUCCCCUGACCAUGCUGACGGACGAUGCUGAUGUAGCGGCCUGGCAGAACGAGGGGCUGCCAGCUGAUCGAAUGUCCACUGAAAAUGCCACCAUCCUCACCAACUGCGAGCGCUGGCCCCUCAUGGUGGAUCCCCAGCUGCAGGGUAUCAAAUGGAUCAAAACAAAGUAUGGCGAAGACCUCCGGGUGAUCCGAAUUGGGCAGAAGGGGUAUUUGGACACGAUGGAACGAGCCCUGGCUGCAGGAGAACUGGUUUUGAUUGAAAACCUGGAGGAAUCCAUGGAUCCAGUUUUGGGGCCAUUACUAGGGCGAGAAACAAUCAAGAAAGGAAGGUACAUUAAGAUUGGGGACAAGGAGUGUGAUUUCAACCCCGCUUUCCGCCUCAUCCUCCACACGAAGCUGGCAAACCCCCAUUUCCAGCCCGAGCUGCAGGCGCAGUGCACCCUCAUCAACUUCACCGUCACGCGAGACGGGCUGGAGGACCAGCUGCUGGCGGCCGUGGUCAACAUGGAGAGGCCUGACUUGGAAGAGCUCAAGUCAAAUCUCACAAAGCAACAAAAUGGAUUCAAAAUCACCUUGAAAACGCUAGAGGACAACUUGCUCUCUCGGCUGUCAUCAGCGUCUGGGAACUUCCUGGGAGACGCAGCGUUGGUGGAGAACCUGGAGAUCACUAAACAGACAGCUGCAGAAAUCGAAGAGAAGGUCCAGGAGUCUAAGGUGACAGAAACCAAGAUUAAUGAGGCCAGAGAGCACUACAGACCGGCUGCUGCGCGGGCCUCUCUGCUGUACUUCAUCAUGAGCGACCUCCACACCAUCCACCCCAUGUACCAGUUCUCUCUGAAGGCGUUCAGCGUUGUGUUUCACAAAGCCAUUGAGAGGGCACCUCCUGACGAGAGCCUCCCCCAGCGCCUGCUGAACCUCAUCGACAGCAUCACCUUCUCCGUGUUCCAGUACACAACCCGGGGGCUGUUCGAGUGUGAUAAACUGACCUACACCGCUCAAGUUACCUUCCAGAUACUUCUGAUGAGUAAAGAAAUCAACACGGUAGAACUGGAUUUCCUACUAAGAUACCCAGCGCAGACCAGAGUCACAAGCCCUGUGGAGUUCCUGUCUAAUCACUCCUGGGGAGGAAUCAAGGCUCUGUCAUCCAUGGAGGAAUUCAGGAAUCUGGAUCGGGACAUCGAGGGGUCUGCAAAACGGUGGAAGAAAUUUGUGGAAUCUGAGUGUCCGGAAAAGGAGAAAUUCCCCCAGGAGUGGAAGAACAAGUCAGCCCUGCAGCGCCUGUGCAUCCUGAGAGCCGUCCGACCCGACCGCAUGAGCUACGCUGUCAGAGAUUUUGUGGAAGAGAAGCUCGGCAGUAAAUACGUGGUAGGGAGAUCCCUGGAUUUCGCAACGACUUUUGAGGAAUCAGGACCUGCAACCCCCGUGUUUUUUAUCCUGUCCCCAGGAGUUGACCCACUGAAGGAUGUGGAGAAACAAGGGAAGAAACUUGGUUAUACAUUUAACAACAGGAAUUUCCACAAUGUUUCCCUUGGACAAGGUCAAGAGGUGGUUGCUGAACAAGCUCUGGAUCUGGCUGCGAAGGAGGGUCACUGGGUCAUCCUUCAGAACAUCCACCUGGUGGCCAAGUGGCUGAGCUCCCUGGAGAAGAAGCUGGAGCAGCACAGUGAGGGCAGCCACCAGGAUUUCCGCGUCUUCAUCAGCGCGGAGCCGGCACCCUCCCCUGAGAGCCACAUCAUUCCCCAGGGCAUCCUGGAGAACUCCAUCAAAAUCACCAGCGAGGCCCCGACUGGGAUGCAUGCAAACCUGCACAAAGCCCUUGACAACUUCAAUCAGGACACCCUGGAGAUGUGCACCCGGGAAAACGAGUUCAAGAGCAUCCUCUUUGCCCUCUGCUAUUUCCAUGCCGCGGUGGCAGAAAGGCGCAAAUUUGGCCCCCAAGGCUGGAACCGUUCCUACCCCUUCAACACUGGCGACCUCACUAUCUCGGUGAACGUGCUGUAUAAUUACCUCGAGGCCAGCACAAAGGUCCCAUACGAUGAUUUACGCUACCUCUUUGGUGAGAUUAUGUAUGGAGGUCACAUUACAGAUGACUGGGACAGACGGCUUUGCAAAACCUACUUGGAAGAAUUUAUUAAGCCCGAAAUGCUGGAGGGAGAAUUCCUCCUUGCUCCAGGAUUCCCCCUCCCAGCGAACAUGGACUAUAAAGGCUAUCAUCAGUACAUAGAUGAUGCUCUGCCUCCAGAGUCUCCUUAUCUGUAUGGUCUCCAUCCCAAUGCUGAGAUUGGCUUCCUCACCCAGACCUCCGAGAAGCUCUUCCGCACCGUGCUGGAGAUGCAGCCCCGGGACACCAGCGUGGGUGAAGGAGGAGUGGGGACCAGGGACGAAACGGUGAAAGCUCUUCUGGAAGAGAUGUUAGAGAAGCUGAUGGAUGAGUUUAACAUCGCAGAACUGAUGGCAAAGGUGGAGGAGAGGACACCGUACGCCGUCGUUGCCUUCCAGGAAUGUGAGCGCAUGAACAUCCUCACCAGUGAAAUAAAGCGCUCUCUUAAGGAGCUGGACCUGGGGCUGAAGGCACUGGGAGAGGUUAAAGAUACACAAAGCAAAGACUGCUUUUGGGAACAGAGGCGGUUCUAUCCACCUGAUACUGCAGCACAGCAACAAUAGGUCACUCAGAAGUUGAGAGAUGGCCUAUUUAAAGGUGAGACAAAAAAUCACAUCUUUUCACAAAAUGCCCAGUUACUGGGGGAAACUUGUAACAAAGCGUCAUUAAAGGCAAAAGCUGAGUUGAAAUCAAAGGAAAGGUUGCUCAUGGGUAAGGACACAAAAUGUCCAGAGCUAUAAGAGAAAAGCCUAAAAAUUCAAAAGUUUUGGAAGAGAUACAGCUCCCCUUGCUGGGUAUGAGUCAUUUGCUAAUAGAAGAGGGUCAGGAGUGGACCUUCGCUACGGAGAUACUGUCCGUGAUUGCUCCACCCAGAGCUGCUUCUCUCUCCUAGUCAGAAACUGGACUCUGCUCCAGGAAGGUGUUGUGUGUGUCCCUCUGGGUGGUGGCUUUGACCAUGGCUUGUGGAGAACAGUGAGAAGCUCUGGGGCUGGCAGGACACACCAGGUAGCAUGUGAAUUUCUGGGUUCAGCAGCACGUGCUGGAGGGUUGUGCUUUGAGGCUGCAUCUGCUGCUAUGGGAACUCAUCUGCUGACUCCCCUCCCAGGCGGCUGGUGGGACAAAAUAUAAAAGGCUACCGACUGCCCCUUAGGGGAUAAACCAGCAGAGAUCACUGCGCGGAGUGAGGACCUGCCUGCCCAGCCCUGGUGUCCUGUGGCAACACUUCACCUUGUCAUCCUAAAAUAUGCUUCACCAUAGCCGAGUGCUGUCCAUCCCUUGGAAAGGCCUAGGCGUAGCAGGGGAACGCUGCCUGGAGCCUGCAGCACAAAGCUGGUGGCUUCAGUGCUACCUUGGUGCUUUCUCUGCAUCAUCGACUCAAAGUUGCUCACUGGAUGAUUUAGAAUCAUAGAAUCAUUUCUGUUGGAAGAGACCCUCAAGAUCAUCAAGUCCAGCCAUAACCUGACUCUGGCACUAACCCAUGUCCUUGAGACCCUCAUCUAUAUGCCUGUCCAACCCCUCCAGGGAUGGUGACUCCACCGCUGCCCUGGGCAGCCUGUUCCAAUGCUUCAUAACCCUUUCCGUGAAUAAAGGUUUCCUAAUAUCCAAUCUGAACCUUUCCUGGCACUACUUGAAGCCGUUUCCUCUUGUUCUAUCACUUGUUACUUGGGAGGAGAGACCAACACCCUCCAUGCUACAACCUCCUUUCAGGUAGUUUUUAUGGUGCGAGGCAGUAAGGAAGGACAUCAGUCGCUGGGCAUUCCCUGUCCCAUCAUUUCCUGAAUGACGAAUUGUCAUCCAAUUUCACCAAAACGCUCAGCUUGCAGAAAUACUUUGCCUGGCAUGAGAACCGUUGGACUUGAACGAACUGCAGCUACUUCGUGUGACCCCGUUAGCAGAAAGGGCUGACAGGGGAGCCAGCAGGACCUGUCUGGAGACCGAAUGACAAUCCCGGCCUCUCCUGAGGGCAGCUUCAAAGAGAGAUCUUCGCGGGACAUGUCUGAGCAUGUACGCAGAGCGGUGCUAGGGGUGGCUCUGGGGUUUUUGGCAGCUGCAGCUCUGCAGGGGCAGAACUAGGCUGCUCCUAAAUCCCAGCUGUGCACUGGGAACCAGCAGCCUGGGUCCGUGCUGCCUCAGACCCUUCUGCAUUGAGCUCCCUGCUGAUGCUUAUUGUCUUGAUUAAAGACAUACACAUAUCAUAUCCACUUCAUGGUGGCCCAGUAUGUACAAUCAGUUUUAAAUCAGGCUGAUAUUUAUGUAGUCAAUUAUUAUGAAUGGAUUUCCUUUAUUUUCUAGCAGAAGGUGGAAUUGAAAAUUCUGUUUCCCGAAACAGGUAAACGGAAGUGAUUUAAUGUUUCAGUCCUGGAGCACCAAACAAGAUAUAAUUGUAACUGGGACAAUAUGUAGCAAUUAGAUUUGAUGUGGAGAAGAAUAAGCUAUUUAAUAUUGGGAGGGGGAAUGAGUGGAUACAUGGGCUUAAAUAAACCCCAGACAAAAUGACAGAGUUUUCACAUUCCUCCCCAACACCCUGCCACAAAUCAUGGCAAAGCAGUGAGAUGGUAUGUGCAGAAAAGGCACCUCUGACAACUGCACAGGUUUGUCGCCACAGCACCGGCGCUGCGGUGCAGAGACAGCACAGGGCCAGGACUAGGGGACUGUUGAAGAGCAGGUGAGCUGCAGUAUCUGUUUGUGUUAGCAUUUCUCCUUCUAGUGUGUGCUGAGGAGGUUCGUUUGAAGGGUCUGACACCCCGGCAGUGGGCAACUCUGUUGCUGCAAGCAGAGGUUGUGUGUGGGUCCCUGCAGAGCUGGGUGAGAUGUUGUUCACAACCAGUGUCGCUGCUCAGCGUCCCCCAUGGGCCCUCCCUGUGCCUUGGGGACCGCAGGAGGGCCGGGGGACGCUUGGCCAUGCUGUUGGCUCUUUUUGUCGUCAGUGCUGCUUGUCCCAGCGUGACAGCUGGGUCUCACACUCAGUUUGGGAGGGAAAUCAUUCUUUAAUUGUUCCUUCUGAGAGCAGCUCCUAGGAAAGCUGUUAAUGCGCGUUAAUCUCUGGGCUCGGGGAUCUUUACUGACAGCGCUCAGAGGAGGAGAGUUUAUAUAACAGGAACCACAGAUCUCAGUAGAGAAUAAAUAAAACACAGAGGAAGCAAGUCUUAUUGUUUUUAACUGACUAUCUGCUCAAAGAAGGCGAUUUGGAAAUGUCACGCCUAAUUUGAAUUUUUGAAUAAUUCAUUGUGUCUGUGUAGCGGAAAGUGAUUGUUUGGUCCAAAAAUAGGAGACAUCCCGUUAAGAGGAAGAGAAAUUGCAAUAGACUGGUAGCCAUCAAAAAUAACUGGCAUGUUGCAUUUCAAAGCCCUUUGUUCUGGGUGACUUUGGUGAGACCAGAGGCUGGGCUCAAACACUUGCAUGUUAAUGUUGUACCCUGCGUCAUUUUUCCCAGCAGAUUUUCUAUUUUGCAGCUUCAGUGAAGGGUAAGACUCCAAAAUGAGGAUAAUAAAUAUUAUAAAAGAAUAAAGUAAGACCAAAUUUUGUAAGGCUAUCUGAGUAUUUCACUGUAUCAAGUGAAAAUAACCUUAACUGAGCAAACCAUUUGUGACAACAGUCUGCUCAUCUUGAGGGAAUGUCUGCAGGCUGAUUGGGGUUUCCUUCAACGGUGUCUUUAAUGAAAAUUACUUCCAGCAUUUUGAAAAAAGAAAGAGAAAAAGUAACUUGAAUCAUUCUGGAUGUACUUUAGUAUUCAGCAUCUCAAAUGCGUAUUUAUGCAUAAUUUUGUUUGGACAACUACUUGAGAUGGCUGUUAGGGAUGCUGUGAACCCUCACAGGAGAUUCCAACACGUAUAUUUGAGUGUGCGGGCUUUAAAAAUUGCUUUUCUUAAGCCUUCCUGAGAUUUACAUUUGCUAAUUCAUUUGUUUCCUGGAAAUAAAACCAGACAGGAUAUAUGAUCAUGAGAGUUACGUCUUUAAAUCAAUUUGACUGCUCGCACACAUUUUGCAAUCUUUUCACUCACUUUCAACCCUUUCCCAGUGUGCAAACCCCUUCGGUGUUGCUGAUAGAAGGCCCCGUGUUCUCAGCAUCCUGCUGUGGCCAGUGCAGGACUCGGCCCCUCGGAGGUUUGUUUGCCACACGCCGUCACACCAGCACUUCAGUUGAAGUUAUUCAAUAGAAAGCUGCGGCAACUGCCCCUGACGAGGUCAAAUCAGCAGCCUUGGGCAGCUCAUAGAACCUCUGAUGAGACAACGACAUGGUUUUCUGUUGUGUGAGCUUUAAAUGUGGGUCAGUACAUUGUCUUAAAGCGUGUUAUAGAUAAAGCGAAACAGCCUAAGAAGAAAC